CCUCUGCGGCGAGCGCGUUGCAUCCAUGUCUGAUAUUUAAUAUGCAGCUUUGUACUAGUUAAUUUACAGUAACAGUGGAGGUAGCUUAUUAUUGUUCAUCAUAGUUCGGUAAUAGUCGAGAGGGUCCUCGCACGAGCUACACUUAGUAAUGUUGAAUUUGAAUCCUGUGUUUGCGGGGCGGUGAUUUCCUCAUUUCACUUUUCUUAAACACACGUACUUGUCAGAUUGUCAACGCAAAACGGUCUCAGUAACUCAUGUGCAGCACAUCGUCUUUCGGAGUUUCUGCGAGGCCACACACGAUUGCAGGCUCUCACGCACACACUUCCGUUCCGUCUGUCACCGGCGCCUUUCACUCACUGACAACAGACAACGUGUUCCAUGCGAUUUUUUAACACUCCGGUUUACAUUCUGUGGGAAUUAUACACUGUAUCGUUGAGGAAACAUCAAUUGUAAAGACCAGUCAUGGAAGUGAAGGGCUCGCGCCUGCUGCUCUGCGUCCUGCUCGCGGCGCACUGCGCGUCCUCACAGAGCGCGCCCAAGAAGCCUGGAAAGAAAGAGGGUGCAAACACAGCUGCCAUUGAAGAACUGAAGAAGCAGGUGGAGAACAUCAUGCAGGAGCUGAGCCUUCUGAAGGAGCAACUGGCCCUUUUAACAGUUUGUCUGAAAGGAACCAAAAUCCAUGGAAAAUGUCUCUUAGCAGAUGGUGUGAAGAAGCAAUACCAUACAGCCAGCGAGGAUUGUAUAGCCAAGGGUGGAACCCUUAGUGUCCCGCGGACGGAUGAGGAGAACGAGCAGCUGCACGAGUAUGUCCGCCAGAGCAUGGGGCCGGAGGAGCACGUGUGGCUUGGCAUUAAUGACAUGGCAAGUGAAGGCGACUGGGUGGACCAUGCAGCUUUCAGCGUGCGCUACAAGAACUGGGAGACAGAAAUCACCCACCAGCCUGAUGGUGGACGGGUGCACAACUGCGUGGUGCUCUCCACCACCGCCAACGGCAAGUGGUUUGACGAGAACUGUCGGGCAGAAAAGGCCUCUGUGUGCGAGUUCAACAUUAUCUAAACUCAAUCAAAGCAGUCAUUCUCAGAAACAUUGGUCCUGAUCCCAUGUUGCCUGUUUGUUUAAUAUAAUCAUGAUAUAAGCAGGAGUCACCAUGAGAGAUGGGCAGAGCUGGGCAGUCCUCCCCUUCUUCCUCAGGUUACGCCUCUUACAGUAUAUUAUACAGCAUCUGGAAUUUGUCAUUAUGCUGUGAGCAUAAAAGAAUGGAAGAAAUAUUUCACAACUCUAAGCCAGUACAUUUCUUUUCCAAAUAAGCUCUAGAACCUCAAUUCCACAGUAUAUGCAUGUGUUUUUCUUCCAGGGGGCUGGAAAACUUACUGGGCUUUACCUUAUAAUUAGAUUAAGUUAAAUAUCCCAUUGUAUUCGAGCUAAUAUCAAAUGUGUGUUAACUUCCAUGUAGCUUGCAUUAUAAUACGAUAUUCUUCAGGGGGACUCUAACAAAUCUUCAUUCAACUGAAAUGUCAAAUGGGCGAAGCGUUAUUACAAAUUUCAAAGUGACUUUUCUUUGUACUUUAUUGAAUUUAGUACAUUUGCAGUAUUGCUGCUGGUGUCUUCUGCCAGUAUAUGAACAAUGAUUAUUAUUCUUAGUUUAAUGACAGAAUAAAACCUGUAGAAAUCUGGGUCAUUUCCCCAUCAUUUGAAACACUUCCACCUUGGAACACUGUAUGUGUUGAAAUUACAGCACACGGGGGUUUAUAAAGGCUUUUUUUCCUGACAGCUGCGAUCCAUAAGCUAAAUAUUGGGUGUAAAACAAACACAUGAAAUAUGUAAUCAAAUUUAAUCUGGUUAUUGGGACAGUUAUUUAAAUUUAAUAGCCUAAUGGGAACAUGGGGGUGUGGUGGCACAGCGGGUUUGGCCU
Scleropages formosus (Asian bonytongue) is the source of this 1912-nucleotide messenger RNA. RefSeq names its product tetranectin-like. The record is from RefSeq and is a predicted model, not a curated record. The transcript has 3 exons. Gene Ontology annotation, biological process: bone mineralization; ossification. Bases 463 to 1056 code for a protein of 197 amino acids. Lineage: Eukaryota; Metazoa; Chordata; Actinopteri; Osteoglossiformes; Osteoglossidae.